Molecule: messenger RNA, 6838 nt
Organism: Hyalella azteca
Lineage: Eukaryota; Metazoa; Arthropoda; Malacostraca; Amphipoda; Hyalellidae
Exons: 2
Coding region: 1000-2169 (389 amino acids)
Source: RefSeq, a predicted model, not a curated record
CCUGGUACGAGUGAUAGAUUUUAGUUGAGUAUUGCUACAGACAGCAAAGCUAGAUGACAUAAUAUUUCGGUGUUAAUUUGACGUGGACUAUUUUUUCUUGACCGAAACUAUUAUCGUUGACGCUCAGAGUAUUCUAGAACAGACUAGAUAAAGCUGUGAAGAAAUAUAUGUUCAGACUUGAAAUGCCUAGAACGAUACAAACCUGGUCCAGCAGCUAUUACAAACCAACGUCAGUUUUGAGAAGUUCCGGUCAAAGAAGAGAAGUUUAGAUCUCCUCUGAACGUCACAAAAAGCACAAGAUUCAUCGUCAGGCCAUUCCAGGCCCAUUUUUAAGUACCGAAAUCAAUAUACUAUAGCUAUUAUGAUGAAUGAGGCCAAUUACAAAAUACAUAAAGCGUGUGAGCGCUGCAAUAUAAAGAUUUGGGUUGUUGAGCGGUUGAAUAUUUGACCAAAGCAGUAUGUAAUGUGGUGUUUAGUAGGAGAAUUAUGUGGGUAUUUUAGAAUCUAUAUCUUUUGGAUUUAACGUUAGAAGUUAAGGAAAAUCCAUUGAAAAUUUUUGCUAUUUGUUUUUAAAUCAUUUGAUGUAAUCGUAACUAUUCAUGAGGCGUAUUCAAUAAAAUUUAGACUUCUGAUGAGAAGGAUUUGGGUUUUGUUCAAUACCAUAUGCUGCAUAUGGCGGUUUUGCUGUUCAUUAGAUGAUGUAGUCUUUUGUAGUGUUCUGCCAGUACUUGGUCUUCCCUUGAACAGUGCAGUGAGUGCACAGUGCACGCUCGCACAUUAGUAAUUGAACGUCUGUGGGAGUGAGUGGUUGAGACUGGCUGUGAUUUUCUGUGACGAAUCUUCGCGGAAAUCGUCUCAUCCUUUCGAUUGUUCAUUUGAUUGGUGCUGUCUGGUGUCAGUGCUGGUCUCUUAUUAGUUUGUUAUAACUAACUACUAUUCUUUAUUGAAGCUUGGUGCCUGUCACUCACAACUUGGAUUGGACUGUGAGAAGCUGGGAUCAUGGCACAAUAUUCUGAACAGCUCUUCCUGGCUCCUCAUGCGUCGGGAGUUUACAACGUUGCUCUUGCUCACCAUAACAAUCAAGCUCUCGCUUCUCACAGGCCUCCUUUGUACUCUUUAGGAUCAUACUCGGCUUCAAAUGCUCAGCUAGCACCAACAAAUAUAAAUAACUAUCAGAAUUUAUUACAAUACCAACAAAAUGCUACUGCUGCAACUCAUUAUCAAAAUAAUACCACUGCCCUUAUACCCUAUGCUAAUGCACAGCAGAUGGCUGGCAUCCGCACUUUUGAGGAGUUGCAGAACUCGGAAGAGUUUGACCGAAGGUCCCGUAAGAUGAUCAAUACUAUUCCUUCCCACCCAAUUUUGCCUUUUCCCUCGAUGCAAGAUGAUAGAAAGUAUAGCUACAAAUUAGCUGACAUGAAAGAAAUUUUUAUGUGGUACACUGCAAGACAGCAAGCUGUUUCAAGAGCUUUUGGACACAGAGCUAUUGUAGAAAACCUAAUAAUAUAUCUUGAAGGUCUAAAGGUCACCUACAGAGACAAAGAUAUAUCCAUUAAAGAAUGCGUGAACUGGGCUGGUGUUCUUGACACUGAUGGUGGGCCUCGACCUGAUGAAGCUUUUCGUGAUAGUUUGAACAUAAAGAUGGAAGCAGAUACCAAAAUAACUUGCCCAUUCAUCAUAGACACCGUGGUGAACUUUCUACAUACUGGCACUCUGGGGAGCCUGUGUAUGAUGGAGACUAUCUCUUCAUACUUCAUUCCAGUUCAUAAUGGCAGUGGCCUGUCAAAAAGUGAAAUUUAUCAAGAUGCCUCUCAGCUCACUGACAAGGGAGUUGGAUAUAAGAAGGUUGUAGGUGGCUAUGCUCCAGGAGAGUGUGGAACCCUGACAAUACACCAAGAUGGCUCCUAUUCUCUAAAGGCCUAUGGAAUCAUACUUGUAGUUGGUAUAGACUUUGUAGCAAUGACUUGCAAGCCUGUCACAAUUGAGCGUCUUACCACAUCCUCUAUUCGCCUACUGCAUCCUCGUGGCCAGUACAACCUUCCCAAGCAUGUCCUGAGAUAUCCUAAUCGUCCUGUCGCAUCUGAUCUUACUUUGCCAAGCACUCCGAUGAAAGGCACGGAGACUCCGCAUGGCACCAUGGUCUUCAUGCGCCGUGACCAUCUCAUCUGAUCUGCUAACUAUAUGUUCUUAGUCAUCUAAAUAAAAUCGUGAUGUCUCAUAAAUCAAAUAGAACUAAAUGCUUCCACAAUGAAAAAUAAUUUUCUAUUUUUCAGCAUGUAAAAAAUAAGGAAAUAUGGAAAGCACAGUGGAUAAAGAAUAUAAUUUUGAUUACCACACAAUAUAAAUUGUAUACUACUGUAAUACUCUUUGUAUACUACAUUAGCAUAAUAGUCUUGCUUCAGGUAGCAUAAGUUAAUAUUGUUUAAUACCUGUCUGAUUAAUUUUUAAGAGAAGUAGUAGGCAGUAAACGGGGAAUAUGUAUUUUCAGUGCAUAUACUUUACAACGCCACAGCACAAUCUGAAAUUUCUGACAUCAACUGAUGUUCGAGCGAUUUUGCUGUGUUUCAGGUGCUAUCCUUGCUUUCUUAGACAUCUUAGUCAUUUUAUGGCUGUGUUGGAGUGUCUUCUGUUGUAGGGCCAAGUAUUGGAAAUCAGCUGAAUUUCACAUCUAGCCAGCCUUUAGUCAUGAAUUUAAAAGCUAAUCAUUUCACGAUUUCAACUUUCAUUUAGAUUAAUUCUCAUCAAGAAACUUGGAUCAUCAUGACAUAUUUAGAGAUCUGGCGCCAUGACUGAUGAACAUAUUGUGAAUGAACACAACUUUUAGUUAACUUUUAAUGUUUUGUAUAGGGAGUGGUGCAUUUGUACCACGGUUAAACUUUGCAAAUGUGAUGUGCCCGUUGAAUCUGUCUGUUAAGAUUUGCUGGGUUUCUGCUGUGCAGAGCUAGAAUUACUCGGUAUACUUGCCUCCCAACAGGAUCUGUGUAAUUUUAAUUGACUAUUUUUCAAAAUAUAAUUAAAAAAUACCUAGUACUGCUCGUGAACAGAUUUGACAAUGUAGUUAGUAUCCUGGAAUGUUUCAUUGUAUCAGGUGAUCAUUUUCAUAUUCUGGAAAUUGCUUAUUUAUUUUGAAAACAAAUUUAAUCAUGUUAGUGAUUCGACUCUAGAUUGUAAUGAUGAAGGCUGCUAAUAUGCAUUGCUGAGACUUAUUGCUUCAACUUUCUAUCCUGCCUGUCUAGCACACCUAACUGUGAAGCCAGAAGUUAAAUAAUUUUAGUGUGAUGUAAAUUUUGAUGCAGACGAGUACGGCAUACUUGACUUAUAUUUUGCCUCGCUUUCAUUGCAGUCAAUGUAGUGCUUUCUAUUGUUAAUUGCCUGUAAAUUGUGUGUUGCAUUGAACUUAAUAUAUGAAAAAAGCUAUCUUUAGUUUCAAGAAAGAACCGAACUACGUUGUUUCGUGCGCUUCAACUUACUGUGGAAAAUCCACCAAAGGUUUUCCCGUGUAAUCUUCUACUUGUCGGCAUAGAUUUCUAAGCCUUUUAAAGGUGAAAAUAUUCAGUACAAUUUUUGAAUGUCCAGUGUUGUUGCCUAGCACCUGAAAGUCAACCGAGAACUGAAAAAUCGAGUUGUACUUACUUUGAACUUGCAGUAAUUUCAGUAAAAUUUUGUUUUUACUUUAUACUGGGAGUUAAUAAUUGCGCAUCCUGUUGUAAUUAUUUCUAUUCUGGUGCCGAUGCGACCACUCGAGCUGCAGUUGACGACAUAGCGGAGAUGUUCUGGAGGGAAGAUUCUGUUGCAGUCUCAGUAACUGCAGGGAAGUAGAGGCUCUAGAAUUGCUGAAUUGCUAUUGCAUGCAGUUAUGAAGCCGCUUUAGUUGGCUACCAUUCAGUAAAUUCAAUCUUGAGCAUUACUGGGGUUGUUAACAUUUCACCUUGAUCUAUGAAACUAAUUCAUAUUUCCAUUCUUUCAACGCAUAUUUUUGCUUGUAAAAUUUGCUUCUACUUCCCUCAGUCAUUUUUCUAUGGAUUCACCUACUGUGCCUGUCACGUCGCGACUGGCUGUGAUUAAUUCUAGUUAUGUAUUGUAUAAGUGUGAAGACUUACCCGUAUACCCGUAUAUUUUGUGUACAUUACCCUGUGUAGUUAGUUAUUGUAGCUUUAACCAAGUGAUCAUACGAAGGUGCUGGCAUGUGAGAUAGUGAACAUGUCAAUGCUCUUUGCUAUGUCUUCCACGUAGUCAGGAAUUCUUCCAACAUCUGCCGUUGCAGUUCUAGCAAGUUAAGCUUAAAAGGUUCGUUGUUGAGCAUAGUGUGUGGACGACCAAUGGAUACUUCUUGAAGAAUUGUUGCAUUGCAAUCCGCAAAACGCUGUUCCAAAAUUAUUUGAAAACAACUAUUUCUCUAAAAAAAUUGAGUACUAAGAUUGUGGCAUAAAUGUCCUUCUGUUCAGAAUUCAGCUCAUGACUUUUAUUGUUAAAUUGUAGGUAAUUUUUAAAAUAUAAAUUGCAGUUUGAUUUCAAUGAGCGUUUUCCGCCUUAAUUUAUUCUUUAGUAAUUAAUGUUGUUUGUAAACAGCUCAAACGCAGGCCGCUGAGGAGCCCUUCUUUUGUUUGUGUCCUAUUUUUGUGUUGUAACCGAUUUAUUCAUUUUGCUCGCAUUCCAUUAUGUAUUACUCAGGCAAAAUUGUGCCUUCAAUGUCUGAAAGACGUCACGUUACAUUUCGCUUAUACGUCGUUGCUUUUCCUCGAGGACUCAACACUGGCCUGCCGGUAAAUGGGUGCCUACACCGGCUCGGGGGCCCAUACUAUCAAUAAUUGUUAGGAGUUCGGUACUCUGGCCGCCAGUUACUGACAGAUUUUUAAGCUGAACCCACUUACCAGAUACGAAAUCGGCCACUUCGUUUACUGAGGCUGUAACGUGUAUAUAUAUACUUCAGCAAGUUUUUAAAAUAAGACUUCGGGAAACUGUUAUCCCAUUAUUUACUUUAGGCAGCUCUCGUUGCCAGGCCUUUAUGUGGAAAUAACAUUGAUUUUAAUGGUUUUGAAGCCACAAGGUUCAUCAUUCUUAUUCAAGCUGGUUCCUGCUAAAUAUGUUGCUGUGUACCAUAAUGGCAAACAGAAACUUUUUAUUGCCUGUUCCUCUUUCUAUUAUAUGAUGGACUUCAAUAUUUUAUUAUCUAUCUUAUGUAUGACAAUGCUACUAUCUAUGAUACUUAAUUGGUUAACUCAUAGGACUGAGAAGGAAGUGCAACUAAAAUGUCUCUCUUAUGUGUACUCUAUUUUUAUUUCCGCGUCUGUGAAUGUGUGGUUGUCUACUUCUGGAACAUACUCAGUAGACUUAUUCAUUUAUCUCAGGAGUAUGAAAAUGUGACGUGUUUCUCCAAGUAACCUCUAGUUUUUAAUGCAGUAAAUCACUUGAUAUUCCUAAACGUAUUUCUGAACUGAAGCUUCAUGAAACCUAAAAUGGGCUACGUAUUUUUUUAUGAUUAUCACCAUUGUUGCUUAUACAAAAUUCAGCGUCAGCCUGCAUAGGCAAAGUUUUCUAGAGUCGAUCCAACAAUAUUUUCAAUUUUUAAUGUCGAAGUAAGAUGCAAUCUCAAGACUAGAAGGUGUAAUGGAUUAUAGUAGCUUCAUGUUUCGUAGCCUAAUUAUGGUAUAAAGUCUGCGUAUGGACUCCAGACUCCACCCAUGCCCACUCCAUUUGCGUUCUGUUUUUGGUCCCUUAUAAACUAGUUAGUUUACUAAAGUUAUUGUUCAAAAUAUUAUAUCAAAUGAACGAUGCAAAAUUUAAUUUUGCGUCAUCUUUUCGAUAUUUAAUGCGACUUUUGUACAGCGAAAUUUUGUGACGUCGUAUUUUUAUGGUAAUUUGUUCUGCUGUCUAUUCCUCGACUAUAUUCUUAUUCAACCACGUGUUUUUAUGUUGGGUAUCUUACAGACAUUUUCUAUAGGAUGUCAAGUUAAUGUUUUCUUGUUCAUUCUAAGUUGUUAGGAAGAUAUUUGUUCAUUGACUUCGAGUCUUAAUUAACUUUUUGUUGAACCAAAAUGAAACGGUCAUAUUUUACUAGCCCUCAUUUGACGUUCUGGCGAUGGAAAGCGUAUAUACACACAAUCCAGAGCUCAUUCAUGCCAUUAAACUUGUGUGUUUUAUCACAAGAGGGAACUGAAGUAAAUUUACAUUGUAAUUAUGUUUGUGAGAUGCACGUUGACUAAGCCUCCGUUCAUAUUUAACCUCUUUUUGUUACACUUUGGUGCACCGUAUUAUUGCGAGUUGAAGUGCUUGUAAAUAUCUUAUAGCGGCUGGAAACUUGAGGCACAUGAAUAGGUAUCGCCUCAGUCUAUGAAAUUUGUAGUACACUUCAUUUAUAGUCUUGGUCUACUUGUACUAGACUAGCCUUCAACGCAUCAUCAGUCAUUUAAAGUCGUGGUCUACUUGUACUAGACUAGCCUUCACGCAUCAUCAGUCAUUUAAAGUCGUGGUCUACUUGUACUAGACUAGCCUUCCAAAUACAGCUCGUAUCGUUGCCGCGUUGGCAUCAGGUAGCGAUUUGUCUUGGUAAAUUGUCAAGAUCUCUUUCUGCUGUCGCCUCACUGACGUGUCAUUUAAAUCCAGUAGAAUAGCUUCUGAUAUUGAAUUAAAUUAUCUGCCCUGAAAUAAUUGACUGGAUUAAGUUCUGAUCGCGCAAUCAGAUUUGGUCUGAAUUUCAGAAAUCAUAUGUGCUUUACAUUGAUAUUCCGAAUUCAAUUUUUUAUCGUGUUCUCCCCUCAGGGGGGACUUCAGACGUGUAUCUGUGCUCGUCGGAAGCUCCAUGGGGAUUUCGCGCUCCUAGGGAGAUUUGAGCGCCCCC